Molecule: messenger RNA, 2755 nt
Organism: Trichechus manatus latirostris (Florida manatee)
Lineage: Eukaryota; Metazoa; Chordata; Mammalia; Sirenia; Trichechidae
Gene: TSPYL2
Product: TSPY like 2
Exons: 7
Coding region: 65-2224 (719 amino acids)
Biological process (GO): nucleosome assembly
Cellular component (GO): nucleus; chromatin
Molecular function (GO): histone binding; chromatin binding
Source: RefSeq, a predicted model, not a curated record
GCGAGUCUGUGGUGGGAAGCGAAGGGGCGAGCGCGAUCCCCUGAGCUGUGUGAUCGCCGUCACCAUGGACCGCCCGGAUGAGGAGCCUCCAGCCAAGACCUGCCGCCUGAGCAGCCCCGAGCUCCCUCAGCGCGACCUGCCGCCGCCGCUCCUGCGGCUGCCUCUGCCUCCACCUCAGCAGCGCCCGAGGCUCCAGGAGGAAACCGAGGCGGCACAGGUGCUGGCUGACAUGAGCGGGGGGAGACUGGGCCCCGCUCUGCCCCCGCCGCCACCCUAUGUCAUUCUGGAGGAGGGGGGGAUCCGCGCGUACUUCACCCUGGGUGCUGGGGGUCCCGGCUGGGAGCCUGCGAUCGAGUCGGGGUACGGGGGGGCGCCCCCUCCCACGGGAAGCCUGGAAACACUCCCUACUUCCGAGGUUUCUGGGGGAAGCCUGGAAAUCGGCUUUCAGGUUACCGGGCCCAGCAGCCUUGCUGGGGAGAAGGCCCGAGAAACCUGUAGCGCAGGGGGGCAGCGGUCCCAGAGGUUAGCUGGUCCAAAGAGGAAGGAGGAGGCUGUCAUCAUAGUGGAAGAAGAGGAUGAGGAUGAAAAGGGAGGUGAGAAGAAGAGGAAGAGGAGGAGGAGGAAGCAGAAGAAGGUGAAGAAGGAAAGCAAAGAGAGGAAUGCCGAGAGGAUGGAGUACAUCCUGCAGGCACUGGAGAGUAUUCAACUGGACUUGGAGGCGGUGAACAUCAAGGCAGGCAAGGCCUUCCUCCGUCUCAAGCGCAAAUUCAUCCAGAUGCGAAGACCCUUCCUGGAGCGCAGAGACCUCAUCAUCCAGCAUAUCCCAGGCUUCUGGGUCAACGCAUUCCUCAACCACCCCAAAAUUUCAAUCUUGAUCAACCAACGUGAUGAAGACAUUUUUCGCUACUUGACCAAUCUGCAGGUGCAGGAUCUCAGACAUGUCUCCAUGGGCUACAAAAUGAAGCUGUACUUCCAGACAAACCCCUACUUCACAAACAUGGUGAUUGUCAAGGAGUUCCAGCGUAACCGCUCAGGCCGGCUGGUGUCUCACUCCACCCCAAUCCGCUGGCACCGGGGCCAGGAACCCCAGGCCCACAGGCACAGGAACCAGAACACUAGCCACAGCUUCUUCAACUGGUUCUCAAACCAUAGCCUCCCAGAGGCCGACAGGAUUGCUGAGAUUAUCAAGAAUGACCUGUGGGUUAAUCCUCUACGCUACUACAUGAUGGGAGAAGGGGGCUACAGGGCGAACAGAAAGAAGCAAGAGGAGGAAAGCCUCAGGCUCCCCUACAGUAAUACCAAGGAUGAAUGUGAGGUGAUGAUCCUGGAAGAUUCUGAUGACUAUCAAGCAGUGAAAGACAUUAUCAACGAGACCUCAGACAGUGAUGCAACAUCCGACAAUGAAACCAUUUAUGACAUCAAGGUCUCUGACUUCAUGGAGACGACCGACUACUUCGAGACUACUGACAAUGAGAUAACUGACAUCAGUGAGAGUCUCUGUGACAGUGAGAGCCCUGAUCACAACAAGAGCCCUAACGAUGAGACCACUGAUAACAAUGAGAGCGCUGAUGACAAUGAGACCACUAACAACGAGAGUGCCAAUGAUGAGAGCCCCAGCAACAACAGUGAGAACUCUGAUGACAACAGUGAGAACCCUGAAGACAAUAACAAGAAUGCCAAUGACAAUGAGAAUCCCAAUAACAAUAAUGAAAGUCUUGACGACAAUGAUGAGAAUGCUGAUGGUAACUGCAACAAGAACCUCAAUGGAAAUGAUGAGAGCCCUGAGGGUGGUAACCAGAACAACGAUGGCAACAACCAGGGCAGUGGUGAUAGUGACAAUGAAGGAGAUAUCGAGGGCAGUGAUGAUGAAGAUAAUGAUGGCAAUGAAGGUGACAAUGAGGGCAGUGAUGAUGAUGGCAAUGAAGGUGACAAUGAGGGCAGUGAUGAUGAUGAUGAUGGAGACAUUGAGGGCUAUGAGAAUGACUUUGCCGAUCCUGACCAGAAUCAAGAUAACAGCAACAACCAGAAUGACAAUGAGGAUGAGGUAGAGGACAUCUCAGAAGAAGAGUCAGAGGAAGAAGAAGAGGAGGGCAAUGAGGAAGGCAGUGAGCAAGAAGGGGAGGACAGCGAUGACGAGGCAGGAGGCAAAGACUCCGACAUAGGGGAGGUGCUUCAGGCCCAAAACUCGUGGGUCAACCUGGGGAAGUGGGGGAAACCAAGAUAAACGCCUUACCCUUGGUAGGAGGAGUCUCUGCAUACUCCUCCCCGUUCCCCUUUGCCUUCCCCCUCAGCUAGGGCCGUGCGGCCCCACAUUGCUCUUUUGAGGGGUGACCGACAUCGUACACAGGUGUAGUUUUUAUGGUUUAGUAAUUGCAGAGUUCUUAUUUUGAGGGGGGAGGGAAAGGGGGACUCCCCCUUCCAUCUGCCCCCUCCUCCCCCGUAGUAGGCUUCUGUGUGCUGCUAAACGUAUUUAUAGUGUUGCCUUUGUCGGGGCGUCUCAAUCUCCUCCUAGUCAGUGUUGGUCCCAGCGCCCUCCCCCACCGCGCGGUAUAUAGAGUGGACACUGAUCCAGAAGCGGGGAGGGCCAAUGUGGCCUUGGGGGGCUCUGCUGCCAUUCUGACCUCCCAAGCCCCUCUCUCCCGCUUCAUCCCUCUCCUCUCUUUGCCAUUCAGCUAGCCCGCCUUGAGCGCAAGGCCACUUCGCCAUUGCCGCAUUCCCGCACCCCUUCCCCCAGAAGCCCCGCCUCAUUCUCUGU